AAGAUUUCGACAUUUCAAUAUACAAGUACAUGAAAAUAUGAGAAGGCAUAUACUGAAAAUCAAAUUGAUCUAAUAAAGAAGCUAAAUCAUGGCUGCGUUUGAGUACGUCAGCAAACUAAAUGUAAGAGCUGAAGGCAGAUUGUCACUAAUAGACUAUCGUUUUGCGCGGCUUUCUGAAGAAAUACCCCCUGAUGAUGGUUAUGACCCAAGAGAUCAUAGGGAACCAAAAUCUCCCAUAACAACUUCCAUGGCAUAUUUUAAUCUGCUAAGAAUAAUAUCGGGUGCUGGAGUCUUAGGGCUCCCUUUAGCUGUUAGCCAAGCUGGUAUCAUUUUAGGUCCCUUUAUGUGUAUAUCGUUGGGUAUUUUAAUGAUACACACAAAUUUAACAUUGAACAAUCAUAGCAGUGUUAAUGAUGCUGAGCCAGCUUGGUAUUUGUACAGUGUUCGUUAUAUUUACAACGGACAGUUUGAGAGACAUUAUGGAUUGGAAAACUUCAAAACCAGCAAUUUUGGCCAUGUUAAUUCCAUUUUUGCUGCUAGAAUACUUCAUGAAGACUUUGUCUAUAAUCAGCUACGUGUCCUUGUUUGCUCAGCCAUGGCCGCCAUCGGAUUGUAUCUCAUUGCCAUUGCCUUUAUUUACCCCAUACAAUGCUAUCCAGCUAUCCAGAUGAUUACCGAUGUUAUUAAGAACUGGGAUCCCACGGAAUCAAUGUCGGACGAAAAUGUUCUUCUCAUUGAGAAAAUUGCAAGGCCGACAUUUGUGCUCACUUCAUUUUUAGUGUGCUACUGCAUUCCGGUCCAAGGCGCCUUCGUGGCGUUUGUCGGGAACCUAUGCACAACCCUGUUAGCGGUGGUGUUUCCUGUUUUGAUGGAGCUUUGCAUACUAUAUCCAAAUUUCAAAGGCGUUAAUAGAUUCUAUCUAAUAAAAGAUCUCAUUAUUAUUAUCUUCGGUCUCUCGUGCUGGUUGCUUGGCGUUAUCCUGUGUGGCUAUCUCAUUUAUGUGAGAAUUUUAUCAUUACAUUCGGUUAACAAUGUUGAAUUUUAUCGUUAA
Leptidea sinapis is the source of this 1051-nucleotide messenger RNA. RefSeq lists its product as uncharacterized. The transcript is spliced from 7 exons. Gene Ontology annotation, molecular function: amino acid transmembrane transporter activity. The record is from RefSeq and is a predicted model, not a curated record. Bases 89 to 1051 code for a protein of 320 amino acids. Gene Ontology annotation, biological process: amino acid transmembrane transport. NCBI's taxonomy places the organism in Eukaryota, Metazoa, Arthropoda, Insecta, Lepidoptera, Pieridae.